Messenger RNA from Anopheles darlingi, 1146 nucleotides. Its product is annotated as cathepsin B-like. Lineage: Eukaryota; Metazoa; Arthropoda; Insecta; Diptera; Culicidae. Gene Ontology annotation, cellular component: lysosome. Gene Ontology annotation, molecular function: cysteine-type endopeptidase activity. The coding region runs from base 73 to 1092 and encodes 339 amino acids. The transcript has a single exon. The record is from RefSeq and is a predicted model, not a curated record.
UGAUCGUUGAAAUUCGCAUAUUCAUCAGUGCGCUCUGGAGGUGUUAACAGGUGGCGCGUUAGUCGAACGAAAAUGGAUCCUCGCUACCUCGGUUAUUUGGAGCGAUCAGUACUGAUCCUGUUGGGGUUAGCGUGUUUCGUGCAGGGAACGGAUCGACAGGGACAAAAUCCGUUUAACGACGCUUUCCUGCGCCGUGUGUUGGCCCGCGCCCGCUCGUGGAAACCGGAUACAAACUUCCGCUCAAACAUCCACUAUCACACCUUCCGGUCGCUGAAAGGUAUCGGUGAGAGUAGGACUGGAUUCAAGGUACCGAUCAAGCACUACGACUACGUGUACGACGUCGACAUCCCGGAGUCGUUUGACUCGCGGGACCGCUGGCCAAACUGUGAUUCGCUACGUGAAAUACGAAACCAGGGCACGUGUGGAUCAUGUUGGGCCGUCGCUGCUGCCAGUGUCAUGUCGGACCGAGUCUGCAUUCACACGAACGGCACACGGAAUGUUGCAAUCGCCGCGGAAGAUCUGAUGGGUUGCUGUGCUGACUGCGGCAAUGGGUGCGAAGGAGGUUUUCUCGACGGAACCAGUUUCCAGUACUGGGUGGAUGCAGGCCUAGUGAGCGGCGGAGCGUACAAUUCCACCGAAGGCUGUAAGCCGUAUCCCUUCAAACCGUGCCUGUAUCCCUUCACCGAUUGCCACCGAGAGGAAUCGCCCAAGUGCAAGCACCACUGCCAGCACGGCGCGGACAAACGGUACGCCCGGGACAAGGUGUUCGGAAGCGUCGCGUAUAGUGUCCCAAGAGAUGAGCGUGUGAUAAGGUACGAGAUUAUGACCAACGGUCCCGUGGAGGGAGGCUUCGACGUGUAUGAGGAUGUGUUCCUCUACAAAUCCGGUGUCUACCGACACGUUUACGGUGAACAUGUAGGCAAGCACGCGGUGCGUAUCAUCGGAUGGGGCCGCGAAGGUGGCAUUCCGUAUUGGCUAAUUUCCAACUCGUACGGUGAAGAUUGGGGCGAUCACGGAUACUUCAAGAUAGUGCGCGGAAUCAAUCACUUGGGGAUUGAAUCGAAGGUGAUCACCGGAUUACCGUUGGUGUGAGAUCGCCUCGUGAUGUGAGGAAUUCUGAUAACGCCCGAACUGGAUCAUUGGAUA